Molecule: messenger RNA, 1114 nt
Organism: Anopheles funestus (African malaria mosquito)
Lineage: Eukaryota; Metazoa; Arthropoda; Insecta; Diptera; Culicidae
Exons: 3
Coding region: 146-559 (137 amino acids)
Source: RefSeq, a predicted model, not a curated record
GGCUACUGGUGAAACGUAUAGUAGCUUGUCUUUUCUUUUUCGUGUAAGUAUAUAUAAUUAAAUUUUUACCUUCAUGUUUAAAAUAUCACAUAUACUUUUAGGUUGGUGUUUCUACAAUAAGCAGCAUUGUACCGGAAGUGUGUGAAUGUUUGAUUCAAGUGCCCCAGGAUUAUGUAAAGUCGAUGUGCUUAAAGGAAAGUGGCAGAACUUGCGUAACCAGUACGCACGAGAAAAAAAGGAGACGAAGCUCCCAACUGGAUCGGCAGCUACGGGAUCGGAUGGAACUUGGCGUUACUACCAAAACCUGCAAUUCCUUGCCGCAUCGUACUCAUCUCGGCCAUGCGUAAGCAAUAUUCCAGCAGCAGUUGAGGUGGUCGAAGAAGAUUCUCCACAAGAUAUCGCAGGACAAUUUUGUGAUGCUGACAACGACAACCAUCAGCAACCAUCCACUAGCCGAGGACCAGCCUCGCGAAAUAUUGACAAACAAAUACGAGACCUUAUUGAGCUCGAAAAUAGAAAGAUCUCAACCAUAGAAGAAAUUAAAAAAAUCCUCUAUUGACCUCUUUGCCAUUAGUAUAUCGAAUGAUAUAAAGAAGUUGUCGUUUAUUAGGCAACUUCAAGCAAAGCAAGUUAUUCGGGGGCCGUACGGCGUCGUUGGAACAUUAGAGGUCUGCGAAACAACCUCGACAGUCUCAAGCUAUUACUGAUCUGUCACUCUGAUCGUUCGCUUGUGGUUGUCUCACGCUCUGUUUCUUACCAGUAUUUUUGUGUGUAAAUCGUAACUGAUCGUUAUCUGUGGCCGCAUCGUGUCCUUCGUGCCUGCAAUCGAUAAUGGGAGAAAAUGUUUACUUGUGUGCUGGACUACGCAAUAACACCUACCAUGAAGCUUGUCUGGGGAUCUCGGAUGAGGUUUUGGCUGAAAUCUUGAAACCAGGAUCACAAUCAUCGUGAUCUUGCGCGAGCUGUACCGUCCUACGAGGCUGCAAAGCAACGCUGCUGGAGGAGUUCACUGAUAUUCUGUCCAUCUUUAAAAUGGUGUUGUUGAAUGAAUUUGACGUAAUGCGCCUAAACGUAGGCUAAUUGAUUACACUCCACCGAAAACAGCAACUACAGA